Molecule: messenger RNA, 1515 nt
Organism: Colletotrichum abscissum
Lineage: Eukaryota; Fungi; Ascomycota; Sordariomycetes; Glomerellales; Glomerellaceae
Product: cytochrome P450
Exons: 5
Coding region: 1-1515 (504 amino acids)
Molecular function (GO): iron ion binding; oxidoreductase activity, acting on paired donors, with incorporation or reduction of molecular oxygen; monooxygenase activity
Source: RefSeq, a predicted model, not a curated record
AUGUUGCAAUCCUUCAGCCUCGACGAGGCCCGGUGGUCUUUGAUGCUGAUCAUGCCAAUCGCGGCGCUCUGUACUCUCCUCGCAUACCUCAUAGGAUACGCCAUCUACCAGCUCUACCUCAACCCACUGCGCAAAUUCCCCGGUCCAAAAUUAUGGUCAAUCUCCUCCAUCCCCUACGUCCGCGAAUUCAUCGCCGGCACCUGUCACCUCACGAUCCUCCAACUCCAUCAAAAGUACGGCCCCAUCGUCCGGGUAGGCCCCAACCACCUCUCCGUCAACCACCCGGACGGCAUGGCAGAGAUCCGAGGCCACCGCAAGAGCUUCACCGGAGAGAACGGCAAAGACCCCGUCAACGCCCUGCCGAACCGCGACAACAUCAUCGGCGCCGACCGCGGGGACCACAGCCGCUUCCGCAGGGCGCUGGCGCACGGGUUCUCGGCGCAGUCUAUGCUCGCGCAGCAGCCUAUUAUCAAGGGGUACGUCGAUACCCUCUUUGAGAAGCUGCGGGAGGCAUCGCGGGGUGGCGAGCAGACGGUGGACGUGGAGAAGUGGUUCAACUUUACCACGUUUGACGUUAUUGGCGACUUGGCGUUUGGAGAACCCUUUGGGUGUCUUGAGGAUAGCACGUAUCACCCUUGGGUCGACCUCAUCUUUAAGAGUAUCAAGAACAUGGCCAUGUUGACGAGUUUCCGGCGUCUGCCGUGGCUGAAGCCGCUUCUCAUGUUGACGCUUCCUAGGGAGCUAAUGGGUAAGUAUGCUCAGAACCGGGAGCUAUCGAGGGAGAAGUUGCGGAAGAGGCUGGAGCUUGGGAAGAGCCGGCCUGAUUUCGUGGAUGCAAUGAUCAGGAAGUCAGAAUCAGCAGGACAGGCCAUGUCGUUCGAAGAGAUGACCUCCAACGCCAUGGUUCUCAUCAUCGCCGGGUCGGAAACGACAGCCACGCUGCUGACGGCGGCAACGUACUUCCUCGCAACCAACCCACACGUGUUAGCCAAGCUCAACGACGAGGUCCGAUCGGCAUUCACGACGGAGGACGAGAUCGAUAUGCUCAGCGUGCAAAACCUGCCGUACCUCCUGGCCGUCUUGGACGAGAGCUUGCGGAUGUUCCCGCCGGUACCUGGUCCCAGCCCGCGAGCCAUUGGCGAAGGGGGCGAUACGAUUCUCGGCGAAUUUAUUCCGCAAGGUACUGUAGUGGAUACCUGGCAUUGGUCAGUCUACCAUAACCCCGACCACUUCGCAAUGACGGAGGAGUUCAUCCCGGAGCGAUUCUUGGGGGACCCGCGGUUUGCAAAUGAUGCCAAGCAGGCUCUGCAACCGUUUUCCAUCGGUCCUCGCAACUGCAUUGGGAAGAAUCUUGCCUAUGCCGAGAUGAGGUUGAUCCUCGCGAGACUGAUCUGGAACUUCGAUAUCCGCCCAGCAGCGGAGACAGCGAACUGGUACGCUGAGACAAAGGUCUACAUUCUAUGGGAGAAGGGCGGCUUGGAUGUCCAUCUGACACCCCGGGUUUUGAAAGGCUGA